ACCUGCGCACGACCGCCUUAAGAUGGAGACGAAGUCAGCGACGGCGCUGUUCGCUCUGAUAGGAGCUCUCUCGCCCCAACCCAUGCACGCGUUUGCAGCCCGUAUGGGCUCAUCGACUCUGCUCCCGACGCUCGUCAGGACGGCACCUUCUUCUCUGACGAGGAAGCCAACGAGGAUACCGUGCGCGGCCGGGAUAUCCGCGCUAGCCUCCCCGGCCUCCUUCUCGACGAUGCGCAGGGCCGCCUUCUGGACCACCCCACGCGCCGCCGCCGCGUCUAGAGGGCCCGCUAUGUCGACAUCUGCGGCCUCGAGACUGUCGCCGAAGACACGCUGGGUUUCCGCUGGGGGGGGGCUUAGGUACGGAAGGGGGAUGUCCUGA
Ectocarpus sp. CCAP 1310/34 is the source of this 379-nucleotide messenger RNA. Lineage: Eukaryota; Phaeophyceae; Ectocarpales; Ectocarpaceae. The record is from the annotation of a GenBank genome assembly.